GUGUGAACUUUCAAAACCAGACAAUUCAUUUCACAGUCAGCAGUCAUUGGUUAUAGAUUGACAAACAAUCUUUGGUAUGUUGAUUAAAGUCCUUGCCAAGAUGAUAAGUAGGCUUGCUGUCAAAUAAUUUCCCCUUUCCUUGAACAGCUUGACCCUGCUUUGGAUGGAAAUGGGGAGCAUCUCAGAAGGGCCGGCUCAGUUCAAGAAAGCCCUUGGGUGGGGCAGAAGAGAAGAGAAAAUGAUGCUGGUAUGAGAAGGACCUUUGAAAAUGCGCUCUUACCCAUCCAGAUAGCAUGCGAAUGUACUUGGACCGCGUUCUUCCAGAAAAGAUUCUAGUAAGCCAGGUUUGAGAAAAAGCGUGCCAAGGAUGGGGAAAACCCGCAAAAGGCAGCAGAUGGGAAUCAUGCAGGGCCAGCCGCAUCCCAAGAACAGAAGGGUUUUGAUAUGAUCUACUCAAUUGAAGACGUGCCGCCAUGGUAUCUCUGUAUCCUACUGGGAUUUCAGCAUUAUUUGACAUGUUUCAGCGGCACCAUAGCAGUUCCCUUCCUCCUGGCAGAAUCCUUGUGUGUAGGAAAGGACCAGUAUACCAUCAGCCAGCUCAUUGGCACCAUCUUUAGCUGCGUGGGAAUCACUACUCUCAUCCAAACCACGGUGGGAAUCAGACUUCCUCUGUUCCAAGCCAGUGCAUUAGCAUUCCUGGUUCCUGCGAAAUCAGUCCUGGCCCUCGAAAAAUGGAAAUGUCCCCCUGAAGAGGAGAUCUAUGGAAACUGGACGUUGCCCCUGCAAACUUCUCACAUCUGGCAGCCAAGGAUGAGAGAGAUCCAAGGAGCAAUCAUAGUUUCUAGUUUGGUGGAAGUGGUCAUUGGACUGGUGGGCCUCCCUGGGGCGCUGCUUGGCUACAUUGGGCCCCUCACAGUCACACCCACCGUCUCCUUAAUAGGUCUCUCCGUGUUUCAAGCUGCAGGAGACAGAGCCGGAUCCCACUGGGGCAUUGCAGCACUGUCAAUUUUCUUAAUCGUUUUAUUUGCUCAGUACCUGCGAAAAGUCUCUUUUCUCCUCCCUGGUUACAAAUGCGGGCAAGGAUGCGUUGUGUUCCGGGUCCAGAUCUUCAAGAUGUUCCCAAUCAUUCUUGCCAUUUUGAUGGUGUGGCUGCUGUGUUACAUUCUAACAGUGACCAAUGUAUUUCCUCGCGACCCUAACGCCUAUGGCUAUAAGGCCAGGACGGACUCGAGAGGAGAAAUCAUGUCAAUUGCCCCAUGGUUCCGCUUUCCCUAUCCUUGUCAGUGGGGGAUCCCAACAGUGACAGCAGCUGCAGUGCUGGGAAUGUUCAGUGCUACCUUGGCUGGGAUCAUUGAGUCGAUUGGCGAUUAUUAUGCCUGUGCUCGGCUUGCUGGAGCUCCUCCUCCACCUGUGCAUGCCAUUAACAGGGGCAUUUUUACAGAGGGAAUCUCUUGUAUAAUUGCUGGGUUGCUGGGCACUGGCAACGGUUCCACUUCUUCCAGCCCUAACAUUGGAGUCUUGGGCAUCACUAAGGUGGGCAGCAGAAGGGUAGUGCAGUAUGGUGCUGGGAUCAUGCUUAUUCUGGGCACGAUCGGCAAGUUCACGGCGCUGUUUGCUUCUCUCCCAGACCCCAUCCUUGGAGGAAUGUUCUGCACCCUAUUUGGCAUGAUCACAGCGGUGGGGCUGUCCAACUUGCAGUUUGUCGACAUGAACUCCUCCCGCAACCUUUUCGUUCUGGGCUUUGCAAUGUUUUUUGGGCUCACGCUUCCAAACUACUUGGAUUCCCACACAGAUGCCAUCAACACAGGCAUUGCUGAAAUAGACCAGAUAUUAACAGUGCUGUUAACCACAGAAAUGUUUGUUGGAGGCAGCAUUGCAUUCAUACUGGACAACACAAUUCCAGGGACUCAAGAGGAACGUGGCCUCAUACAGUGGAAAGCCGGAGCACAUGCUAACAGUGAAACGUCUAUAAAUCUGAAGAGUUAUGAUUUUCCAUUUGGGAUGGGAAUGGUUAAAAACAUUCACUGGUUGAAGUAUGUGCCAGUUUGUCCAGUUUUCAAGGGCUUUAAGUCAAAGCCAAAGACAGAUGACAGCACAUCAGAACACGUACCAAACAUGACCAACAUCCCCGUUGUAUGCUCAAGGGUGUGAAGAGACUCCUGUUAAGUGCUGUUGAGGAUCAAGCACCCAAAGAAAACAAGCGGUGGGAAGGAAAGUGUGUGAAAUUCCUGUAUAUUUCAAAUAUGUCCCAAUGAAGAGAGUACUCAGCAAGAGAGGAUUUAUGACCAAACUAUCUAAGAGGAUGUGUACUGCUUCUCUUGCACCAUUUUUUGCAACGGUUUAAGACAGUAGCUAAGAUUUAACCUGGAGAUGUUCUACAAACUGAAUGCUGCCAGGAAACAUUCACAGGAAGACUCCUUAUUUUGGAUGCUGCAUAUCUUAGGAGCUUAAAAGAAAUAUAUUUGUGCAUGAUACAAGUGACAGCGGUUUAACAAUUCAGCAGUCGUACAGUAAGGCUGUAUAUAUUCUCUGUUUUUUUUUUAAAUUUGGACUCCCAGUCAAAAUUAUGCAUAUAUAAUUGCCUUACAUAUUUUUAUUCUGCCUUUGUGAUUGAUGUUUGAGUAACUUGGACUUUGUGUGUGUGGCAAGAAUGGAUGAACAGACGGAAGGGGGCAGCCUGUUCAGUUGCAUUUUCAAGUUUCUCUUCAAAACCAUGAGGCGUGAACUUUUAUCUGCUGGUUUAUUAAAAAAGCAAUGCUCAAGACACGAAGUUCGGUUUCUGCUACCAAAUACUGUGUUGUUAUUGAGCACACCAAGAAAAACUCCAACUCAGCAAAAGGUUGCAGUCUUUGCUUCAUGCAUUCCAAUCCAAAAUGUGGGAUUUUUUUUUACAACGAUAACAUGAGCCACAGAAGACAUGGGCCUAGACGGCAAUAUGCAAAAACCAAUGCAAAGUACAGUUGGACUACAGCUCUUGCAAAAUGAAAGGUCAAGACCCAAACAGGGAUAUGCAUUUGGGGUCCAACUUUUGUUUGUAUAUAAACAAUUAAGAAUAACCUGUCCUACUGCACCAAUAAAACCUCAUGCCAAUA
Eublepharis macularius is the source of this 3092-nucleotide messenger RNA. It is a transcript of the gene SLC23A1, whose product is annotated as solute carrier family 23 member 1. Gene Ontology annotation, biological process: transmembrane transport. NCBI's taxonomy places the organism in Eukaryota, Metazoa, Chordata, Lepidosauria, Squamata, Eublepharidae. The transcript has 15 exons. The record is from RefSeq and is a predicted model, not a curated record. Bases 445 to 2151 code for a protein of 568 amino acids. Gene Ontology annotation, cellular component: membrane. Gene Ontology annotation, molecular function: transmembrane transporter activity.